Molecule: messenger RNA, 1701 nt
Organism: Hordeum vulgare subsp. vulgare (domesticated barley)
Lineage: Eukaryota; Viridiplantae; Streptophyta; Magnoliopsida; Poales; Poaceae
Product: growth-regulating factor 3-like
Exons: 4
Coding region: 189-1346 (385 amino acids)
Biological process (GO): DNA-templated transcription; regulation of DNA-templated transcription; developmental process
Cellular component (GO): nucleus
Molecular function (GO): ATP binding
Source: RefSeq, a predicted model, not a curated record
CAGGCAGAUCGAGCCCUGCGCAGCGAGGGGAAAGAGACACACACAGCGCCACCAGGCAAGUAGUAGUAAAAGGCAAAAGCACGGCACAUUAAAAGAGAGGCCAGCCCAGCCCCGGACCGGACCGGAGCCAAGCAGCAGCCGCAGCCGCAGCCGCAGCAGAGGAGAGAGAGAGGGAGGGAGAAGCAUAUAUGGCGAUGCCCUUUGCCUCCCUGUCGCCGGCAGCCGACCACCACCGCUCCUCCCCCAUCUUCCCCUUCUGCCGCUCCUCCCCUCUCUACUCGGUAGGGGAGGAGGCGGCGCAUCAGCAUCCUCAUCCUCAGCAGCAGCAGCAGCAGCACGCGAUGAGCGGCGCGCGGUGGGCGGCGAGGCCGGCGCCCUUCACGGCGGCGCAGUACGAGGAGCUGGAGCAGCAGGCGCUCAUCUACAAGUACCUCGUCGCCGGCGUCCCCGUCCCGCAGGACCUCCUCCUCCCCAUCCGCCGCGGCUUCGAGACCCUCGCCUCGCGCUUCUACCACCACCACGCCCUUGGGUACGGGUCCUACUUCGGGAAGAAGCUGGAUCCGGAGCCGGGGCGGUGCCGGCGGACGGACGGCAAGAAGUGGCGGUGCUCCAAGGAGGCCGCUCAGGACUCCAAGUACUGCGAGCGCCACAUGCACCGCGGCCGCAACCGUUCAAGAAAGCCUGUGGAAACGCAGCUCGUCGCCAGCUCCCACUCCCAGUCCCAGCAGCACGCCACCGCCGCCUUCCACAACCACUCGCCGUAUCCGGCGAUCGCCACUGGCGGUGGCUCCUUCGCCCUGGGGUCUGCUCAGCUGCACAUGGACACUGCUGCGCCUUACGCGACGACCGCCGGUGCUGCCGGAAACAAAGAUUUCAGGUAUUCUGCCUAUGGAGUGAGGACGUCGGCGAUCGAGGAGCACAACCAGUUCAUCACCGCGGCCAUGGACACCGCCAUGGACAACUACUCGUGGCGCCUGAUGCCGUCCCAGGCCUCGGCAUUCUCGCUCUCCAGCUACCCCAUGCUGGGCACGCUGAGCGACCUGGACCAGAGCGCGAUCUGCUCGCUGGCCAAGACUGAGAGGGAGCCACUGUCCUUCUUCGGCGGCGGCGGCGACUUCGACGACGACUCGGCUGCGGUGAAGCAGGAGAACCAGACGCUGCGGCCCUUCUUCGACGAGUGGCCCAAGGACAGGGACUCGUGGCCGGAGCUGCAAGACCACGACGCCAACAACAACAGCAACGCCUUCUCAGCCACCAAGCUGUCCAUCUCCAUGCCGGUCACCAGCUCCGACUUCUCUGGCACCACCGCCGGCUCCCGCUCGCCCAACGGUAUAUACUCCCGGUGAACGGCGUCGGCCGGCCUGAUCUCUGCUGAUUUGCCGUGGUCACGACGGACGUCCUCAAAUCAUCACAGAUGAGCGAACCGGCCGACCCGAUCGAAUGUGUCUGUGAGCCGACUGCAGCUUGCUUGCUCAUUUUGUAUGGAUCGUCGUGCAGCAGGAACGAAACACUACUCCUUUAAUUUCCUUUCUUUAAUUUCACAACGUUUUUUCUGGGUUUUGCCGUGUAUCGGCCGGAACUGUACUACCAAGUUUUCUAUAGCCUCGAUGGUCAUGCACGACAUCGUUGACUGUUUCCCGCGCACUUACUGUUGAAAUAAUCUUCCAUUUUUGGCUAUCAAUUUACCGUCAGUUCUCUGAA